CAAUCAGUGUGUCCUCUGUUUAAUCACUGAUGCACGCAGCAGGUUUUUGGAGCCAUACCUGCGUUUGUUUCUCGUAGAUACCACUGGAAUACCUUCUACCUGACGGUAGGCCUAUUCAAACGGUUACACCAAUGAGUGACUUUUAGGUUUUAACAGCAGGCCGGUUCUUCAGAGAGAAGUUGGCUAGAAAAAAAUGUUCAAUGUACAUAAUUUCAUCCUCGUGUUGACGUCGUGUGUAGUGGUUUUACUUACAGUUUGCAUUUGCAUCGUUGAGAGCCGUCAGAUGUCGUCUUACUACGGUCCAGUACCCGAGCCGGAUCCCGGUCAGCCCUAUAACAAAUACCACUGGGUGAAAUCAGCCAUGGAUAAGCUUCAAACUGGGUGUCAAUCGAAGCGGGUCACAUCGGGGGAAAUUGCCCAUGCAGGAAGUAUCGAAACAGAAACUACGAGCUCGGAUGGGAAUGGUGGAAGUGAAGGCAUAUACCAACCGCUGGGCAUGGAAAGUGGAGGCAUCCCCGAUGACAGCAUUACAUCUUCAUCGUACCAUUCAGCAUUGUUGACCAGAUAUCCGCCGAAGCAGGCCCGUCUUAACUAUUACGUGUUGCCAUGGUGUGCACGAUGGAACGACGAUUCUCCUUGGAUUCAAGUUGACUUCAAUGAUAACUACGUGUACAUCACAGGCCUAAUCACAGAAGGAUAUCUUGACCCCAUCAUACCCUACUACGUCAUGACGUACACAGUUGCGUAUCCUGAUGGUCCAUCCUGGAUCGAUGUAAAGGCACAAGAUGGAUCACCCCAAGAGUUCACCGGCAAUAGCGAUGGGUAUAGCCCUGUGACCGUCAAGUUCGACGAAGCUUUGUACUCGAGUGGCAUACGUAUUCUACCCACUUCAUGGAAAGACAUGUCCCAAAACGAAAACUGCUGUAUGUAUUUUGAAAUACUAGGAUAUGUAAUUUGAAGGACAUGCGUUACUUAAAGGCUUAAAGGAACACGUUGCAUUGGAUGGGUCGAGUUGGUGUUCGAAAAGUG
Messenger RNA from Asterias rubens (European starfish), 1029 nucleotides. RefSeq names its product discoidin, CUB and LCCL domain-containing protein 2-like. NCBI's taxonomy places the organism in Eukaryota, Metazoa, Echinodermata, Asteroidea, Forcipulatida, Asteriidae. The coding region runs from base 194 to 958 and encodes 254 amino acids. The record is from RefSeq and is a predicted model, not a curated record. The transcript is spliced from 5 exons.